This is a messenger RNA of Gamsiella multidivaricata, 1617 nucleotides long. RefSeq lists its product as uncharacterized. The coding region runs from base 1 to 1617 and encodes 538 amino acids. NCBI's taxonomy places the organism in Eukaryota, Fungi, Mortierellomycota, Mortierellomycetes, Mortierellales, Mortierellaceae. The transcript has a single exon. The record is from RefSeq and is a predicted model, not a curated record.
AUGCCCAAGCUGGCACCAACGGUCCCAGACCGUGCUCAAGUGGCUAAUCGGAGGGUUCUGCGCCCUAGGAGGACCAAGAACGGCAGCAGCGUUGGCACUGCUCCAAAGGUGUUCCAAGACAUUGUCCUCUCGAUCCCGGAGCUUGUCCAUUUAAUCACCAACCACCUGGCAAAACGCGAUCUCACGGUCCUCAUCCAUGUCAACCGUACCUGGAAUAGCAUUUGGGUCCCUUAUCUCUACGAAAAUCUAUUUUUUCCCCAGCACGAAUUAUUCAACGCCUAUCCAGAGAUCUGUAAAUACGAAGGUCAUGUCAAGCUCCUCUGUCUCUCGUACGCGAGAUGGGCCAGCGUCCGCCGCCUUCUCAACUUUACCGCCAACCUGCAAUCGCUUAGAAUCGGAUUCAGGCGGGUCUUGUACACUUCAUAUCUCGAGCAGAUCACGGAGAUGGCGCCACAGCUUCGAGUCCUGCAUAUCAUCCUGGAACAAGCCUUAUCACAGCCGUCGGGCCGUCAGAUGGCUCCUGUAGCGACUCUCAAGAACCUGAAAGACUUUUACUGGUGCGUCGAUGCCGACGUUCACAUUGACGUUAUUCUGUUGGCGCUCAGAGAUUGCCGUCAACUCAGAUCGUUGGUUCUGGAAAAGGCCACCAUAGUAGAGGAGCUCAAGGACGCCUGCACCGAGCAGGAGUCAGAGGAGGAGUCAGAAGAGGAGUCAGAAGAGGAGGAGGAGUGCACUGGGUUGAUCAGGGUGGAUGACGAAGGUUGGGUGAAUACAUCGCUUCGGUCGUUGACCUUGAGUGCUGUGAAAUGGCACUCUAAGAAUUCGAACACUACGCAUCCUCACUUUCGUCGUCUUUUCCAGCACCUUCCCAACCUCGACUACCUUGAACUCGAACAGAAGAGCAAUGUCAUCGCUCAGGACUGGAGUGAUAUCUUCGAGAAUCGAGCUACCCUGCGGAGAACCAUGCCAAAGUCCCCUGCUACGACCAUCGAUCUCGACCAUCGCACUGAAAGCAGCGUCAGAGACAACACCUCAGCGACGGGUAUGAUGGUGGCGGUGGUGCAUGCGGACCAGGCUCAUGCACAAUUGACACGUAUGCCUCGAUCAGUCCACGUAUCGCCAAGGAUAGCACACAGUCUGGUUACCUUUGACAUUGAAGGGUGUAUGGAAUUCAACAGCACCAGUGCCUCUAUACUUUUGGAGAACUGCAGGAUCUUGCGCAGAUUGAACCUGUUGGGCACAAUGGCCGGGACAAUCGAGCUCUUCAAGGGGAGUAAACCGUGGCCAUGCGCCAACUUGCUCGAGAAUUUGUGUAUGGAUAUCCAACCACUCGAAUAUCAACCUCUGCCGCCUUUAUGGCCCUGGCCUCCGCUCAGACUGUAUACGUUCGGAGAAAAGCAAUCAAUUCGGGGACGACUGUGUUCAUUCACAUCCCUAGUUGAUCUAAAGCUCCGGGGCGAAGCAUUAACGCUUGAUAUGAUCGAGAACUUUUCGUUCGCCAAACCUUCGUGUAAUGAGCCUAGAGUUUCCAAUGACCGCGGACAACAUCGAUACACUUCAAAAGGUGGCUCUCAUGUACGGCCAGGCUCUGUUCCCAAACUGGAUCGUGUCAACUAA